GGGGCCGGGGCGGGCGGCGGGGCCCGGCGGGCGGCCGGCGCCAUGGGCACGGUGCUGUCGCUGUCGCCGAGCUACCGGAAGGCCCCGCUGUUCGAGGAGGGGACGGCCACGGUGGGGCAUUACACGGCGGUGCAGAACAGCAAAAACGCGAAGGAGAAGGGCCUGAAGCGGCACUCGCUCAUCUCGGUGCUGCCCUGGAAGCGCAUCGCCGCCGUCUCGGCCAAGAAGAAGAGCUCCAAGAAGGUGCAGCCCAACGGCGGUUACCAGAGCAACGUCACCCACCUCAACAACGAGAACCUGAAGAAGUCGCUCUCCUGCGCCAACCUCGCCACCUUCGCGCCCCCGCCGCCCUCCUCCUCCUCGUCGUCCUCCGCCGCCGCGCUCCCCCCGGCGCAGAAGAACCCCCCCGGGGGUCCCGCCGCCGCCACCGCCACCCCGCGCCGCGUGGUGGUCCAGGCGUCCACGAGCGAACUGCUGCGCUGCCUGGGCGAGUUCCUGUGCCGCCGCUGCUACCGCCUGAAGCACCUCUCGCCCACCGACCCGGUGCUGUGGCUGCGCUCGGUGGACCGCUCGCUGCUGCUGCAGGGCUGGCAGGACCAGGGCUUCAUCACGCCGGCCAACGUGGUGUUCCUCUACAUGCUGUGCCGCGACGUCAUCUCGGCCGAGGUGGGCAGCGACCACGAACUUCAGGCGGUGCUGCUCACCUGCCUGUACCUCUCCUACUCCUACAUGGGCAACGAGAUCUCCUACCCGCUGAAGCCCUUCCUGGUGGAGAGCUGUAAGGAGGCCUUCUGGGACCGCUGCCUCUCCAUCAUCGACCUCAUGAGCCCCAAGAUGCUGCAGGUCAACGCCGACCCCCACUUCUUCACGCAGGUCUUCGCCGACCUCAAGAAGGAGAGCGGCGCGGAGGAGAAGGGCCGUCUGCUCAUCGGGCUCGACCGGUGAACCCCGCGCUCCCCCGGAGGCGACUCCGCCGGAGGGGUCCCCUCACCCCGUCCGUCCCUCCCCCCCCCACCCCGAGGCGGCCCCGGAGGAGGGCUCUCCUCGUCCCACCGACGAUUCCCUUUGCGGUGACCCCGGCGGAGGGGCCGCGCCGCCCCACCGACGAUCCCCAUUGAAGCGACUCCGACGGAGGGGCCGUGGUGGGGGGGGGGGGGGGGGGUGGGGGGCUCCGCUCCGCGUCCCCUGGAGGUGGGCGGCCGCACCCCCAGCGCCGACCCCGCGGCGGUGACUGCGGGUCGGGGUUUUGUUUGGGGCGCUGCGGCUCCGCCGCGUCGCUGUGAAAUCGUUGUUCCCACCGCGCGCCGAUCCGGGACGGGUUGAAGGACCUCCGGGACGGCGUCCGCGCGCUGCUGCUAUGGGACGAACCCCGACCGACGGGGAACCGCCGCCGACCCCCAUUCCUCCCUCCUCUCAUCGUUGCUUUCACAGUGGUGUCGCGCAUGCAGCCAUCGGAGCAUUUCGUGUCUUCGGGAAUUAAAACAAAAAGAACAAAAAAA
Messenger RNA from Gallus gallus (chicken), 1499 nucleotides. RefSeq names its product cyclin dependent kinase 5 regulatory subunit 1 (gene CDK5R1). The record is from RefSeq and is a predicted model, not a curated record. Gene Ontology annotation, molecular function: cyclin-dependent protein serine/threonine kinase activator activity; protein kinase binding. Gene Ontology annotation, cellular component: protein kinase 5 complex; cytoplasm. Lineage: Eukaryota; Metazoa; Chordata; Aves; Galliformes; Phasianidae. The transcript has a single exon. Bases 43 to 945 code for a protein of 300 amino acids. Gene Ontology annotation, biological process: positive regulation of cyclin-dependent protein serine/threonine kinase activity; activation of protein kinase activity; brain development.